AUGGCAUGUGGAGUGGUCCCACCUUUCAUCAGUGAGAUCGCCUCACAACGAGUACGUGGUGCAGCCGGCGCUUCUUUUCAACUCGUUCUGACCAUUGGUAUUCUUGUUGCACAAUUUAUUGGCAUGCCUUUUAUUGCUGGAACAUGUCGCGGAUGGGGAUGGGGAUUGUCUAUUGUAUUUUUGCUACCAUUUUUCGGUCUCUUUCUUCUUAUCUUGUUACCAAACUCGCCUACACAAUUGAUUGCUAAGUAUAAUAAUGAAGAACAAGCCGAAAACGAUCUAAAACAUUUACGUGGAACAAAUGAUGUGCACGCCGAUCUUGAGACGAUUCGACAGCAGAUAAGAGAACAAAGUGGUUCUGGUGGAUCAGAAUCACUUUCGAUCCUUCAGAUAUUAAAAACACCUCGAUAUCGUUGGCCGAUGCUGACUACAGUCGUCCUUCAACUUUCACAAGCAAUGUCUGGUAUCAAUGCCGUUUUCUUCUAUUCUUCAAAGAUGUUCGAGAAAGCACGUAUCCCUAAUCAUUUUAUUCCUUAUGCUAAUCUUGGGACCGGUCUUAUUAAUGUGCUUGCCAGUAUUGCUUCUCUGUCGUUAAUUGAGAAAGCUGGUCGUCGAGCAGUGAUUGUCUAUCCAAUGGUCAUUAUGGCUAUUGUUUUUGGUUUGCUUACUGUUAAUAAUUUCAUUGAUAAAAUGGAACGCAACGAAACAGAAUUUCAAUCACGAGGACAAAUUCUUGAUCAUUUUCAAAAGACCGAAUUGAUUGAAUGUCUUCGACAACAUCGUGACAUACUUGCUAAACAUAAAUUGUAUGGUACGGGUACGACUGGAUCAUUAGUCGAAAAAGAGCUUCAAAUACCUGUCACUAAAUUUGAAAGUGGUCCUUUAGGUGGUGAUCAGCAAUUAGGUGCAAAAAUUACUUCACGAGCACUUGAUAUUCUAAUUUUUUUUAUUGAUACAUUGGAUUCUCAUCCUCAUACUGCCGAUGUGCAAGCACUUCUUCGUUUAGCUCAAGUCUAUGGUAUUGUUUGUGCUACGACUGCUGCUACGGUCGAUUUUUUACUCAGCUCACCAAAGAUGAAUGAACCUCAUGUACGAAAAAUACAAACAGGUCAAACAUUGAAACCAAAAUAA
Messenger RNA from Rotaria sp. Silwood1, 1131 nucleotides. Lineage: Eukaryota; Metazoa; Rotifera; Eurotatoria; Philodinida; Philodinidae. The record is from the annotation of a GenBank genome assembly.